AUGCGAAAAUUUGGUGGUGUAGAGCAUCUCGGUUUCUGCGACCGGCUCGACGAUGAAAAACAGUGCGGCGGGGGCGACAAUGUCAUCAGUGAUCCUAACAUGACCGCCAGAAAGAACCGCCUUGUGCGCCGCGUCGACCUUUACGUCCUCCCUGUUCUGGCCAUCAUCUUUGCUUGUUCCAUUAUAGAUCGUAUCAAUAUCGGCUCAGCCAGGGUUUUGGGCAUGCAAGAGGACCUUCAGUUGACUGGAAACCGCUAUAAUGUCAUCCUCCAGACCCUUUUCCCGGCUUACUUGCUCGCGGAGCUGCCUUCGAACUACAUCCUGGUUAAGGUCAGCCCCCGGCUCUGGUUGCCCUUCCUCAUUGUCGCGUGGGGUGCGGUACUCACCGGCAUGGGUUUUACGACCGACUGGAGGGUCGUUGCCUUCCUUCGCUUCUUACUGGGUGCCUUCGAAGGUGGCGUCCUGCCAGGAAUGGUAUACAUAAUCAGCUGCUGGUACUGCCGUUACGAGGUGCAUCGACGUCUGAGCUGGGCAUAUUCAGUUGGAGUCCUCGCAUCCGCGUUUGCAGGUGUGCUUGCGUACGCGCUUGGACUCAUGGGCGGUCUCCGCGACAUGAAAGGAUGGAGGUGGAUCUUCGCGCUCGAGGGCGCCGCGACCAUGGUGUUAGGAAUCGUGGCUUGGUUUACUGUACCGGAGUUCCCCGAGAAUUCAAAGGUUCUCAAAUCCGAGGACCAAGAGGUGUACACGGCCCGGCUGCAGCGUGAUCGUGGCGAUGCGAACGUGGAGAAGAUCACCUUGGCAACUCUCAAACAGGUGCUCGGCGACUGGACGAGCUGGUUCCAAUUCUUGCUCUUCACGUUCAACAAUGCGUCGACAUACAGCCUUGCAUUUUUUGUGCCCACAAUCCUUACGGGAAUGGGCUACACCGGACUCACUGCAAGUCUAUACUCGGCGUGGCCCUACCUAGCGACCAUGGGCGCAAUGUGGAUCUUUGCCUACGUUAGCGACAAGACCAAGAUGCGGACGCCGGUCAUUUGCGCGCAGAGCCUUUUGUUGCUGAUCGGUCUCCUCCUUAUCCGACCCAAUUAUUCCAACCACGUCCGGUUCUUUGGUAUAUUUUUGGCCACCAUCGGCUGUCAGUGCAACGUCCCGGCGCAGAUAUCUCUCGCACAGUCCAACGCGUCGGGAUCCGCUAAGCGAUCGAUCAUGGCCGUCGUCGUGGUCUGGGGAGGUCCCGUUGGUGGUAUAGUGGGUAGCAACAUCUUCCGCCAGCAGGAUGCUCCUACAUAUGUCCCUGGUUUGUAUACAACGGUUGCCAUGGCUGUGGUGAUCAUUGCUGGCAACGUUCUUCUCGCGUUCGUGUACCGCAGGAGAAACCAAGUCGCUGAACAGAGCAACACUCUCGUGGACGGUGUCCCAGGGUUUAAGCACUCGUUGUGA
This is a messenger RNA of Cladophialophora psammophila CBS 110553, 1440 nucleotides long. RefSeq lists its product as uncharacterized. The record is from RefSeq and is a predicted model, not a curated record. Gene Ontology annotation, molecular function: transmembrane transporter activity. Gene Ontology annotation, cellular component: membrane. The coding region runs from base 1 to 1440 and encodes 479 amino acids. Lineage: Eukaryota; Fungi; Ascomycota; Eurotiomycetes; Chaetothyriales; Herpotrichiellaceae. The transcript is spliced from 5 exons. Gene Ontology annotation, biological process: transmembrane transport.